CAAAACCUGUUUUGUGAGUGUUCCUGGGAAACUAGAGGAGUUUAAUGUGCCUCUAUUCCAAUCUUUUCUUCAACUCUCUAUCCAUCACCUUACUGCCUGGCUCCCCCAACCUGGCUUCUGGAUCCUCUAGACUGAGGGUAGUUGGUGGAGCUCAGAAUUGGGAACCAUGUUGCUACUUUACCUCUCUGCAUUGGUCCUCUUUAUACACACCCUGGAUACCCAUGCUGUAGGAAGGACAUCUUUCUCCAAGAGAGCAACCCCAGAUGCCUGUGCCCUCAUUAUGUGUGGUCCUGUAGAAAAUGGAUUGCCUGGAAGAGAUGGGAGAGAUGGGAGAGAAGGCCCCAGAGGAGAAAAGGGAGAUCCAGGAUUGCCAGGACCUAGAGGCCCCUCAGGGUUAACUGGAGAAACUGGUCCCAUUGGACCCAAAGGGGAAAAUGGAACUGUGGGGGAUCCAGGCCCAAAGGGAGAUACUGGAGGAAAAGGACUCCCUGGUGCUCCAGGUGUGCCUGGUCCUCCAGGAAAAAUUGGUCCCCCUGGACAACAGGGGAUUGUGGGACUCCAAGGUGAACAGGGUCCCAAGGGAGAAUGUGGAGAUAAAGGAGCAGCAGGAAAACAAGGGGCACAAGGUCCCAUGGGCCCAAUAGGCCCAGCAGGCCCUAAGGGAGAGAAAGGAGUACCAGGUGAAAGAGGACCUCCUGGAAAUGUUGGAGCAGCUGGCCCAGUUGGAGUUUCUGGUCUUCCAGGCCCUUCAGGACCAAAAGGCUCAUCUGGGCCAAAAGGUGAUAGAGGAUUACCUGGGGAGAAGGGAGCCAAAGGAGAAAGUGGUCUCACAGAAAUCAAUGCUUUGAAGCAGCAAGUACUGGCCUUACAAGAACAGAUGAAAAUUCUCCAAACAAGUUUCUCCAAGUACCAGAAAGCUGAAUUAUUCCCAAGUGGCCGAGCAGUUGGGGUGAACAUAUUCAAGACCAGUGGCUUUGAGGGCAACUUUAAGAAAGCAUUGCAAUCGUGUCGUCAAGCUGGUGGGGAAGUAGCCUCCCCCAGGAGCGCAGCAGAGAACACAGCUGUUCAGGAGAUUGUCACAAUAUACAAUAAGGCAGCUUUCCUUGGUAUGACUGACUCACAGACAGAAGGCAAGUUCAUCUAUCCAACAGGAGAACCACUGGGCUAUUCCAACUGGGCUCCAGGAGAGCCUAACAAUGAUCAGGAUAAAGAAGACUGCAUUGAAACAUACACCAAUGGCAAGUGGAAUGACAAAAGCUGUGAGGAGUCACGUCUUAUCAUUUGUCAAUUUUGAGCCAAUGAUAAAGAAAAAGCUCUGCUUUAUCUGGUAUGAGGUAAAAAAGGGUUAUGGAUGAUAUUGGCUGCUACAGGAUCGAGAUGGAGAGGACUGCCUGGGAACACUAGAGGAUCAUCAGGUAGAGGGCCAUUGUAUUGCUCAUGACUAAUAAACAAAAAUAUCAACA
This is a messenger RNA of Antechinus flavipes (yellow-footed antechinus), 1463 nucleotides long. Its product is annotated as pulmonary surfactant-associated protein D-like. Bases 167 to 1294 code for a protein of 375 amino acids. The record is from RefSeq and is a predicted model, not a curated record. The transcript has 8 exons. NCBI's taxonomy places the organism in Eukaryota, Metazoa, Chordata, Mammalia, Dasyuromorphia, Dasyuridae.